Molecule: messenger RNA, 2433 nt
Organism: Mixia osmundae IAM 14324
Lineage: Eukaryota; Fungi; Basidiomycota; Mixiomycetes; Mixiales; Mixiaceae
Exons: 7
Coding region: 1-2433 (810 amino acids)
Biological process (GO): peptidyl-arginine N-methylation; regulation of DNA-templated transcription
Cellular component (GO): cytosol; nucleus
Source: RefSeq, a predicted model, not a curated record
AUGGCAGCAGACAGCCAGACUGCAAGGCUGCCUAUAGCUCUGCAUCUGAGUCAAGAAGAGCUUCCACUUGCAUCCACCUCUCAGCAACCAGCUCCGACAGGCCGAGCGAGCUUCAGUGCAGCUGCAAGCGCAAGCUCCUCCACUUAUCGUCCAGGUGAUCAUUGGGCUGGCUAUGGACCACCUCAGCUCGACAGAUCAACGCCUUUGCUGUCUCUGGUGAGAUCCACGCUCGGUAUUGCUGCAGCCGCCUCUACGAAUGGAACCAACGACUUGGUGCAAGCCGACAGCAAAGCCGCAGAAAGGGAUUAUGACUUGAUUAGCUGCGCACUUGCGAACCCCAGCUGGCGGGCCAGAUGGGAGUCCAUGUGUCUUUCUACGCCGUCACAUUCGCUUUCUCCCGAGCUAGAUAACAAGCAAAGAGCUCUACAGGCCGAGACGUGGCGGCUCGGUGGUCCGUUUCAGCGUGGCGAGGUGAACGUCACACGGGUCGAAGAGAGCAGUCACCUCAUUGCACACGCUUCGGGCUUCAUCGCCCUUGAUUCUGUCAAUGAAGGCAUCCGCUUUGACGCCGAAUUGGCACUCAAGCAAGAAGUGCUCUACGCCGCUCAUUUGCACGUCACUUGCAUCGUCUUGCCUGCGCCCUCUCUGGAACCUGCGCGGCAGAGCUAUCUGACCGACUAUGCUCGUUCUGUCAAUGCUGUCUUGCGCGCUUCAUCUUACAUUGCCAUUGUCGUCCGAAUACCACUCUUCGCCCGAUUACCAGACGGCGGCAAAGUUCAGUCUCUGGACGAUGCAUGGUCUACAUGGCACACAAUCCAGUCGAUUUGCGACUACUCAUCACGGUUGCAGAUCUGCUUGGAUCUCUCGUACCCAUUUCCAGCAUCGCCUCAGACACCAGUCGAAGAGCAGAUCCAGGCGCAGCAGUGGUCGAGAUGGAAUGCAGAGCCUGUCAAAUCAAUCUUUCUUCCCGCGAGCAGCUUCAUUCCGAACGCCAAAGGCUACCCUGUGCUUAGCCGUGCGACGCAGAGCUUCUUGAGGAACAUAUUCCGCUACAAGCCAGUCGUCAUGCUCUCACAGACCCGAUCAGGUCUGCAUCAGACGGGUGGACCGCAAGCGUAUGCGCAAUACCUGCGGUUCCUCUCGCGAAAGGUUGAGCCUCCAACUCCAGUAGAGCAAUACGCAGGAGCCUACCUUGAUUAUCUCCAAGCGCCCCUGCAGCCUCUGCGCGAUCAGCUCGAGUCCGAAACAUACCUUGGCUUCGAACGAGAUCCGAUCAAGUACACUCGAUAUGAAGAGGCAGUCUAUCGUGCUCUGGUGGACAGACGUUCUUCUGAGCCUGCGGUGCUCUUUGUGGUGGGAGCCGGAAGAGGGCCGCUCGUGCAUGGCUCGCUGAAAGCUGCCGAUCGCGCUCGCAAGCCGAUAAAGGUCAUCGCCGUCGAGAAGAACGCCAACGCAUUUGUCAUUCUGCAAGAGAGGAAAGCGCUCGAAUGGGGCGAUCGCGUCGAGCUCGUCUUUGCGGACAUGCGCUCGUUCUCGCCAUGCUGCAAGGCUGACAUUAUCGUCUCUGAGCUACUCGGCUCUUUUGGUGAUAACGAACUUUCGCCAGAAUGCCUCGAUGGUGUCAUGCGUCAUCUCAAGCCGAAUGGCAUCUCAAUCCCCGAAUCGUACACGGCCUUCCUUGCGCCGGUGACGACUGCGAAACUUUGUGCAGAAGUGCUCGGCAACGAGACACGACCUGCCGAGACGCCCUACGUGGUUCAAUUUUACAAUUAUCAUGUUCUGUCGGCAGAUCGUACAGAGGGCGAGAAACGACUGCAAAAGUAUCAAGCAGCGUGGACAUUCGCCCAUCCUCAAGAUGGUCUCGUACUCGAUUCCUCAGGUCUCCCCUUGUCGAACACGCACAAUACCAGAUCAGCUCACUUGACAUUCCAUAUACCCCAGGCGGGCGCGAUGCAUGGCUUCUUCGGCGCUUUUGAAGCGACGCUCUACGAAGAUGUUGAGAUCUCUAUCAAUCCAGAUACGGUCGACCGCGACAUGCUAUCGUGGUUCCCCAUCUUCUUCCCGCUCAAGACGGCACUGUAUCUCCCUGCUGGAGCCGAAGUUGAUGUCCACAUCUUUAGAUUGACCGACGCGACUCAGCGGAAAGUCUGGUACGAGUGGUCAGCAGAAGCAUACCUCUGGCUACCUGCACCUUCUGUUCCAUCAACAGAAAAGGCUAACGCCGCGACGUUGUCCCCCGUCAGCUCACCGACAGGAAGCAGGAAUCUGUUGACACCAGACGCUUUCAUUCACCCGCCUUCUCCUGCGGUCAGCUCGUUCAACUUACAGCGCUCUAACAGCCUGCCAGAUCCUUCCGGUAUUCUGGCCAGAAUCAAGAUAGGCAGUUCCGGUCUGCACAAUCCGGGCGGCAAGGUCUCAAGCAUCGCAUUGUAG